This is a messenger RNA of Tetrahymena thermophila SB210, 1626 nucleotides long. RefSeq names its product rab-GTPase-TBC domain protein. The transcript is spliced from 7 exons. The record is from RefSeq and is a predicted model, not a curated record. NCBI's taxonomy places the organism in Eukaryota, Ciliophora, Oligohymenophorea, Hymenostomatida, Tetrahymenidae.
AUGAAGAUGAACUUUGAUUCUAAACCAAAUUAGGUAGCUCAUAAAUAAAACAUGGAAAAACUUUAACCAAAAAAUGAUUUUUAAAACUUAAAUGAAAGUGUGAUGACUAUGUCAAUGUAUAAAGAGGAAAUGGUUUCAGUUCUAGAUAUACCCUACGAGGAGUCAGAAGUUAUUUAAGAAACAGUGAGGUCAUAUGCAAAAUAGGUCCCAAAAAGUCCUAUUAAACGAAACUUGAAUAUAAAUAUAGGAGAAAAAUCAAUUAAAGAAUUUAGCUUUGCAGACUAAAGUGGAGUGCUUAAAAAUAUUGGUAACAACAGCAAUAGCAGCAAGAAAUUUUGUAAAGAAGUUGGGGAUGAGUAUGAUUAGAUGAAUAUAAGUCCUAGAUAAAUAAAGAAGCAAGGCAAAGUAAAUAAGUUCAUAUAAUUGAAUGAAAAUGUAGAGCCAAAACCAGGAAUUCACGCUUUACAGAAAUAAACAAAUUCUCGCUUAUUUGAUGAUAGAGAUGACUAUUUUCAUACCUUAUAAAGCAUCUCUCCAAGAAAUGAUUAAAUUCUCAACACCUAAUCUUAAGAAAGAUCGUUUGUUAGCUAAAUUUCUUAUUAUAGCUAUACACAACCUUACAAUUAAUACGAUAAAGAAAAUGCACAUUCAGGAUAUAUUAGCUAUUCUAAUAUAAGACCAAAAAAGUCACUUUUGAAUUCUUUCCAAAGAAUUUCUUAAAAAUGGCUUGUAAAUACAAAGCAAUUAUAUAAUGAAACAUUUAACAAUCGUAAGAGGUGCAAGUGUGAUAUUAAUCUUACAGAAGGGGAAACUUGCUCAUAAGCGAUAGCAUGGCUAAAAUAGUAAUAUAGAAAUAACGAUUUUUAAAAAAUGAAAGAGUAGUAUAAAUCUCUGCUAUAAAUGAAAGAAAUAUAUCAGUAAUACAAACAUUAAAUUGAUUUGGAUGCUGUGAGGACCUACCCAUCAAGCGGCUUAUUUCAUGAAGGCGCUCCACUAUGCUAAUCCUUAAAAAAUGUAUUAUACGCUUUUUCAGUUUACGAUAUAUAAGUUGGUUAUGUAUAAGGUAUAAAUUUUAUUGUUGGACUUAUGCUUUAUCAUGCUGAAGAAUAUAUAGCUUUUUGGUUAACAUGCAUGAUAUUUGAAUCCCUAGAAAUGAGAGACAUUUAUUUGCCAUAAUUACCAGGAAUCAAGAAACAUACUUACCUAAUUGAAUUUUUAAUGUGGAAGCAUACACCAUACAUUCAUCAAAUAUUUUUUGAUAAUGACAUAAAGAUAGAAUAAAUAUGUUAAUCAUGGAUCAUCUCAUUAUGUGGAAUUCUAAUUCCAUUAGAUUAAAUGACUUAAUUUGUAGACAAACUUUUGAAAGAAGGCUGGAGCUUCUUUUAUAGAUUUGUUAUAACAUAUAUUUUAUUCCAUGAAGAUGAUAUACUUAAGUAAGAAGUACCUGAAGAUGUAGUAGCACUUCUAACAAGUCAAUCUUAUCAGCUAGAAUUUUAAACUAGAGAAGAAGGAAUAUAAUGGGAUUAGCUGAUGAAAUCAGCACUAAACAUAAAGGUAAAUGAAUCUAUAAUUCGUGAGUUGCACGAAAAGUUUGACAUCGAAUUAAAAGAUUUUAGGAGAGAGUGA